This is a messenger RNA of Daldinia caldariorum, 687 nucleotides long. RefSeq lists its product as uncharacterized. NCBI's taxonomy places the organism in Eukaryota, Fungi, Ascomycota, Sordariomycetes, Xylariales, Hypoxylaceae. Bases 1 to 687 code for a protein of 228 amino acids. The transcript has 3 exons. The record is from RefSeq and is a predicted model, not a curated record.
AUGUCCUACAACGACAACGACAACAGUUCCUCUCGUAAUGAGGGAGGGUAUGGAUCCGGCCGCAACGAAAACACUAGCAGCUAUGGCAGCAAUGAUCGAUCAGACAACACCUAUGGAUCAAAUGACUCCUAUGGGUCUUCAAACCGUCGAGAUAACGACACCUCGUACGGCUCUAGUCGUGACAACGACAACUCUUACGGCUCUAGCCGGAACAACGAUAGCUACGGCUCAAGCAACAACUCCUACGGGUCUACCAAGAACAACAACAACAGUUAUGGGUCGAACGAGGAUAACUCGUACGGAUCUGGUAACAACACCAGCUCCUACGGAUCAUCCCGUGACAACGAUACCUACGGCUCUUCUACUAACCGUCGCAAUAACAACGACGAUGACAACAACGACACUUACGGGUCUCGCAACACUGGCUCUAGUAACAGCUACGGUUCUACGGAUGAUGACAACCAGAACUCGUAUGGUAACUCCUCUUACGGAAACCGUAACAACAACAACAACAAUUCCCGGAGCUACGGAGAUGAUGAUGAUGACACUUCGGGCCGUAAGGGAGAUAGCGCUGCUGGGAAGUUGCUGGAGAAAGCUGGUUCGGUCUUCGGUAGUGACCGUCUCGAGGAGAAGGGCCGUGAGAAGCGUGAGGGAGCUAGGUAUGGCCGCGACAACAAUGACUAUUAA